Sinocyclocheilus rhinocerous is the source of this 1257-nucleotide messenger RNA. Its product is annotated as gastrula zinc finger protein XlCGF7.1-like. Bases 116 to 1123 code for a protein of 335 amino acids. Gene Ontology annotation, molecular function: RNA polymerase II cis-regulatory region sequence-specific DNA binding; DNA-binding transcription factor activity, RNA polymerase II-specific. The record is from RefSeq and is a predicted model, not a curated record. NCBI's taxonomy places the organism in Eukaryota, Metazoa, Chordata, Actinopteri, Cypriniformes, Cyprinidae. The transcript has 2 exons. Gene Ontology annotation, biological process: regulation of transcription by RNA polymerase II.
GAGGCUGUUCUAAUAUUUAACGGCAAACUGUUCCAAAGUCUCGGAGCCAUCACUGAAAAAGCACGAUCGCCCCAUCAUUUACGUUUUCUCCUUAGGGACAGUCAAAAGUUUCUGGAUGAGUCGAGAACUGAAUGAAACGGAAGAAAAAAAUCAGACUGAGAAAUGUCAUGAUGAUAUGGCUGGGGAAAAAUCUUUUAGUUACUCUCAGACUCGUAAAAGAGAAACUAGAAAGCCUAAAGUCCAGAUGAGAGUUCACACUGAAGAGAGACCUUCCACCUGUCAACACUGUGGAAAGAGUUUCAGUGGAAAACAAAGCCUUACAAGCCACUUACGAAUCCACAAACACAAACCUUAUACCUGCAAACAGUGUGGGAAGUGUUUCAAACUAAAAAGAUGUGUUAAGACUCACAUGAGAAUUCACACCGGAGACAAUCCUCACACCUGCAAACUGUGUGGGAAGAGUUGCACAUCAAAUGCUCGUCUGAUGUCUCACAUGAUCGUUCACACUGGAGAGAAGCCUCACACCUGCAAACUGUGUGGGAAGGGAUUCACAGAAAAUAGCCAUCUGAUGAUUCACAUGAGAGUUCACACCGGAGAGAAGCCUUACACCUGCGAACUGUGUGGAAAGAGUUUCAAACGGAAAAUAAGCCUUAAGCAUCACAUAAGUAUUCACUCAAGAGAGAAAUGUUUUAGAUGUCAUGUGUGUGAAACAAGUUUUGCUGACAGGAAUCACCUUAAGAAUCAUGUACAAAAUCACAUUGGGGAGAGGCCUUGCAUGUGCCAUCACUGUGGAAAAAGUUUCACAAUCAAAAAAUAUCUUCAGUCUCACAUAAAAAUUCACACAGGAGAGAAGCCUUUCACCUGCCCUCAGUGUGGAAAGAGCUUCAUGUUUAAAGGAAAACUUAAGGUGCACAUAAAAAUUCACACUGGAGAGAGGCCUUACAAGUGUCCUCAGUGUGAAAAGAGCUUCACAGUUAAAGGAAGCCUUAAGGAACACAUUAGACUUCACACUGGAGAGAAGCCUUACAAGUGUGUUCAGUGUGACAUCAGUUUCACAUAUAACAAAAGCCUGAAACAGCAUUUGCAAACUCAUUCUGGAAAGAAUUCCUCAUUUCCCAUGUGACAAAAGGUUUAGAAAUAAUGCAUUCACUCUGGAGAAAGACAGUUCAAUUGUGAUUGGUGUAAUAAAAACAGCAGACUUACAAAUAUAUGAAAAGUAAUUUAAAUGUGAACCUGUUUGUUCUUUAUUAAAAGAAA